This is a messenger RNA of Glossina fuscipes, 5889 nucleotides long. RefSeq names its product diacylglycerol kinase theta. Bases 989 to 5572 code for a protein of 1527 amino acids. The record is from RefSeq and is a predicted model, not a curated record. NCBI's taxonomy places the organism in Eukaryota, Metazoa, Arthropoda, Insecta, Diptera, Glossinidae. The transcript is spliced from 18 exons. Gene Ontology annotation, molecular function: RNA binding; ATP-dependent diacylglycerol kinase activity. Gene Ontology annotation, biological process: intracellular signal transduction; diacylglycerol metabolic process; lipid phosphorylation.
AAAAAUGUAAAUAAAUUGUAACAAAAAUGAAAGCAUAAUAAACAAAUAAAUAAAUGAAUGAAUGAUUGAGUGAUUGAAAAUGUCGCCAUUGCUAUCGUCUCAUAUGCCAAACGCUGUAGUAUUUAAUUCUAAAAUUUUGUUGCAAAUUAAAAAUUUUAAAAAUGUUCAACAAAUAAUAAAUGAGAAAACGAUAACAAAUCAAAAGAAGAAGAAUUUCGACAGCAAUUAAAAAUAAAAGUGAAACAAUUCAAGCUCAAAAAGCGGCGGCAUAUUCAUAACAAACACCGAAAACAGCAGCAAUAAGAACAACAAGUACGGUGAAAAGAGCAACAACAACAACAACAAUAAUAACAAUCGAUUUUGUCAGCGAUUAAAUUACCCACCUUAUUAGAGCAACCACAACCACAAUAACAACACAUUGUAACGACAACCGGUUAAGUAAUAAAUAAAUCAAACAAACGUAAUAAUAAUAACUAUCAAUAACAACAACAAUAAUAGAAAACUAGUAAAUUUUUGUUCCUUAAUUUCUGUAAACUCGCGUUAGCUACAAAAACACACAAACAAAAAGAAAACAAAGAUAUAUCUAUUUGCAUAUUUCUGUGCAUCAUAUGCGAUUCUCUACAUAAAUUUUAACUUAAUUCCGGUAUUGAUGUUUUCCGCAACAUUGUAUAUGCAUAACGCAUAGCAAACAAUUAAGAUUACAAAUAUUGCAAAAAGUAAUUAUUGUCAUUAUCCUGUGUAUAUUAUAAGGAAGUCUGUACAAAGCGAAAAGUUUCUAUAGCAUUACGUUACAAGACCAAACACCAAAACACAAAAAAAAGAAAAAAAAAGAAGCGAGCACAAAUCAAUUUUUGCCUUAAAUUUGAAAAAAUUUAUAUAAGUUGAGCCUAAUCGUGAAAAAAAAACCAAUAAAGGAACUAGAAUUGAAAAUUCGGAGAAGCAAAAAGAAAAAACAAAAUUAGCCAAAUUCGGACCGUUUUGACGCAAAAUGGCGGAUGGUGGACAUACAUUUGUGAAGAAGAAUUUUCAUAAGCCAACGUAUUGUCAUCAUUGCUCAGACUUAUUAUGGUUCGCUGUGAUUGGACAAGGCUACAUAUGUGAAGUUUGUAACUUUAUAAUACACGAAAGAUGCGUUUCAAACGUUGUAACUCCGUGCUCUGGUAUAGCGCCCUGUAUUAUAAAGAAUCCUGUUGCACAUUGUUGGUCUGAACCUACGCAUCAUCGAAAAAAGUUUUGCACAGUAUGUCGCAAACGUUUAGAUGAAACGCCGGCCGUACAUUGCUUGGUUUGUGAUUAUUUUGCCCAUAUUGAGUGUCAAGACUUUGCAGUGCCCGAUUGUACAGAGAAUGCUACAUAUGUGCCCGGCAAGGAGUUGUUAAAUGUUAAGCACCAACAUCAUUGGCGAGAAGGCAAUCUACCAUCAACGUCCAAAUGUGCUUAUUGCAAGAAAAACUGUUGGUCUUCAGAAUGUCUAACAGGUUAUCGUUGCGAAUGGUGUGGUAUUACUACACACGGUGGAUGUCGCGUGUACCUGCCAACCGAAUGUAAUUUUGGUGUUUUACAACCUAUUUACUUACCUCCACAUUCAGUUUCAAUACCACGUACUGAGGUGCCAAUCGAGGCAAUUAUUGGCGUACAAGUGAAAUCAAAAUCAAGUCUUGUUCGCGACUAUUCGUGCCCUAUGUUCAAUGACUACGAAAAACAGAAACCCGUUACAAUGAAAAUAACAACAUCAAUUUGCUCAACAAAUGUUAGCGUUGCUGCAGAAAGCACAGCUUCUCAAUUAAGUUUAAGAGAACUUUUAUCGAUUGAGAGACUACGACGUGAACAAUCAAAACAAAAUUUUUUUAACUCUUGUUCUACUGCGCCAUCAUCGACAACCUCGCUAAUUUAUCCAACAAUACCAACUAAUAAGUAUAAUAAUGGUAACGAAAAGCGACGAAGAAAUUUAUCCCAGUCCUCAAUGACUUCGUUACCACGGAAACAAACGCUAAGCAAUAGUGAAGAUGAAGAUAUUGGCAUCCUUAGCGGCGUUGAUUUCAGUGAUGAGAAUGAGUUUUAUGAUAAUGAAUUCCACCAAAAAUCGAAUGUCUGGCAUAAACAAAGACAAGCCGCAGCUACCAGUGGCAUAGCUAGUGAUUUCAGUAUAGAAGGGGCUUGCAGCAGCCAGGAUGGAGGCAGUGAUAUGGAUGACGAAUCGUUUUUCCAACGAGGUUUCUAUGAAAUCUCAGACACUAGCAGAGAAAUAAUCAACACUGAAGACAUCGAUAUUAAUUUAAAAAAUUUAAAUGCAACUAACCUAAACUAUAAUAAUAAUAAUAAUAAAAAAAACACUUCAGUAGGUAAGAAUAAAAAAGAGCACAAUCUGUCUUUGUCAACGACGAUAAUGGGAAAGAAAUCGUACGAUUCGUGCCUUAAAUCCGUGCUAUCUUCAACAACAGACACUGCCUUGGAUGCGACAUAUCCUUCCUCUCGAAAGAUCGGUGCGACUGCAAAAUUAAAAACUAUGUUUACGCCUACGAAAUCAUAUUCAAAAGUUUCUAGCUCGCCAAAUUCCAGCGACUAUUCAUUAACUUCACGCAAACCUGAUACGACGAGAUCAUGUCAACAGCAACCCUCACCAGUUAAUCAAAAUAAAUUGUUUCGAGAGCCACGCCAGAGAUUGCAUUUAUCAAGUUUGGAAGCACCUUCUAAAAAAUAUUCCCGUUUCUUUAAGCGACGACGUUCAAAACGUUCAAGAAGUAGACUAAAAAACAUUAACUCGAGCAAAUCGAAUAAUUUAAAUGCGAUUUCACAAAAUAUUAAAAUUAUCAUACAAGACGAACAUGGAAAUUAUCAUCCUUACGAUGAUAGUUAUGAUAGUUUGAGCUAUGGACGGAGAAGAUGCAAUCCAGAGGCAAGCGAUGACUGCGAGGUUGAUGAAGAGAAUGAUGAAGACGAUGACGAAGAUGAUGAGAAUAUUUUACGAAGCUAUAUGGAUAACCGCUCAAGACCUCUAUCCUGCCACAGUAUCCGUCAGAGUGGUGACCUAGGUCAUUGCGGCAAUAACCGAAACCAGUCACAGCCGCCCGAUGAUAGCAAACAUGUUUUUGGCCGUUUUUUGAAACGGAUGCGUCGUUUUUCAAUCGGUUGGCGGAGAACAAAUUAUCAUAAACGCAGAGCACGAAGUAUAUCUGAAGAAUUUAGCAGCGGCGAUACACCAUGUGCUAAGGAUGAAGAAUCAUCAGUUGGUAAAAUUGAAUCGCUUUACUUUGGGGGAGGCGUUGCUGGUGUUAGUGCAGGUUCCAUUAGCGUUGGUGGCGCUGGUGUCAGUAGUGCAGCGGGCUGCAGUACUGCUGGCUCAUCAACGCAUUAUCGACCAGAAUCAUCUAGUGGCCAUAAAUCGGAUAAGGAGAAAGAAAAAAAGGAAAGAGAACGUGAAGAGAAGGACAUCGAAACUGUUAAAGUUUUCGAUGGCAACAAUUCGUUUAAACGUCAACUAUAUCGAGUAAUUAUAGUGCCGCGCACGUACACACUCGAACAAUUAUUGACCACUGCUUUAAGAGCAUUUCACAUAACACGAGAUCCAAGUGCAUUUUAUUUAACUGAUUUAUAUGCUCCAGCUGGAAUGGAAGACACUCCAUUACAGGAUCCAAAUCCUGUACAAACUUUAAUACACUUAGAGGGGAAACGGCCAGCGAUAUAUCUCAGGUUUCACGAUAAAGAAAAAGGGCAUGUUCGCGUGUAUCCCGGUAAAUUGCAAUGUUCUUUGGAAGAUCCUUACGUCAGUGUUCCUGUAGAUAACACAACCACCAUUAAAGAUUUAAUACGUGACGCUUUAGAUAAAUUUGGUUUACAAGACAACCAAAUAGAAGACUACAGAUGUUCCGAAGUAUUACUAGAUCGUGGUGUUACUGAACGCAUAUUAUGCUGGAAUGAACGUCCCUGGGAUAUUAUGAAACAUUUGGGUAAAGACUCAAUACGUCAAAUGGAAUUGAUGCGUUUCUAUAUGCAGUAUAAACAAGAUCCUCACGGUCCAAACAUAGCUUUAUUCGUUGGAAAUUUACCACCCGGCCUAUCACAGCGUAAUUAUGAGCAAAUCUUAAAUCGUUAUGUAACCGAUGAAAAUAAAUUCACUAGUAUUGGUCCUAUCUAUUAUGAAUACGGUUCGGUAGUACUGACCUUUGAAGACUCACAAAAAGCGGUGCGUGCUUUUUAUAAUCUACGGGAAACCAUAAUUGAGGAUAAGAAAUUAUUAGUUUUACUAUUACCCAAUAUUGAGCCAAGUAUGGUGCCAUCGGAUGUUAGGCCGUUAUUAGUGUUCGUCAAUGUUAAAUCAGGGGGCUGUCAAGGUUUGGAAUUAAUAUCAAGCUUUAGAAAGCUAUUAAAUCCAUUCCAAGUGUUCGAUCUGGACAAUGGUGGACCAUUGCCAGGUUUAUAUGUAUUUCGUCAAAUCGCCAAUUAUAAAAUAUUAGUUUGUGGCGGUGAUGGUACUAUUGGUUGGGUACUGCAGUGUCUUGAUAACGUCGGACAAGAUUCGGAGUGUUCUAGUCCACCGUGCGCCAUAGUGCCUUUGGGUACUGGCAAUGACUUAGCACGUGUUCUCUGCUGGGGCUCUGGCUACACUGGCGGGGAAGAUCCUUUAAACCUUUUACGCGAUGUGAUUGAUGCGGAAGAAAUUCGUCUUGAUCGUUGGACGGUUGUAUUUCAUCCGGAGGAAAGACCUGAGGAACCGGCAAUUAAAGCGCCCUCAAAUACCACCGGUAAGAAGAAGAAGGCUCACCAAGCACACUUAUCGCAACAAACAAAUCAGCAUCAUCAAUUACCGGCCAUAACGAGCGAUAUAUCAGGAGGUGGUGGUGCUCAAAACGAAGAUAAUUCUCAAAUAUUUGUUAUGAACAAUUAUUUUGGUAUUGGUGUCGAUGCAGACCUCUGCUUAGAUUUUCAUAAUGCGCGGGAAGAAAAUCCAAAUAAAUUCAAUUCUCGUUUACACAACAAAGGCUAUUAUGUAAAGAUGGGCUUACGAAAAAUUGUCGGACGUAAAACUGUUAAGGAAUUGCACAAGGAAUUGCGCUUAGAAGUUGAUGGCAAAGUUAUUGAACUGCCACCCGUCGAGGGUAUAAUUAUAUUGAAUAUUUUAAGUUGGGGUAGCGGUGCCAAUCCUUGGGGUCCUGAUAAGGACGAUAACUUCACUACACCCAAUCAUUAUGACGGUGUUUUAGAAAUUGUCGGCGUUUCCGGUGUAGUGCAUUUAGGUCAAAUACAGUCGGGUAUACGUACCGCUACACGUAUUGCUCAAGGCGGUCACAUCAAAAUACACUUAUACUCCGAUAUGCCUGUCCAAGUUGAUGGAGAACCUUGGGUACAAAGUCCCAGUGACGUCGUCGUCUUGAAAUCAGCCCUCAAGGCUACAAUGCUCAAAAAAACUAAAUGCAAGAGACGUUUAACUGAGCCGCAUAUAACGCCAGGCAUUUUGGGUCUAACAAGUAAUAUGGCGAGCGCGACAUCAUCCUCAACUGCAUUACAAACGGCGGCUGCAAUGCAUUUGGAGAAUAGUGAGCGGGAUAAAGAUUCUACGGCAACCAGCACAUAGAGACCACGUCCGUCCGGUCCAAGUCUUCUGUUUUCAUGUUUUCUGUAAAAGUGCGAAAUAAAAGAAAAAGAAACGAAAAAUUAAAUAGACACACAAGUGAAUUCACACGGCAAUCUAAUAACAAAACUAAAUAUUUAGCACAACAAAUAAUAUCUAAAGGAAAAUGUAUAAAGCAAAUAACUAAAAUGUUGAUUUUAAUAUUCAUGAACACAUACGUACAUGUGCCGACAAUCGGGGACAGUUGUAUUUUUUUAUAUAGUUCUUUUCAUUUUUAUUAAAAAAGUUUUUUUUUCCUUUUAGAUAUUUCUUAAGACAGA